AUAGAUCUUCGAAUUCAUUAUGUCCGGACUCCUCCAACCAUAUUAUAUACGUUCCUGACUCAAAUGAUUGCAACAGAUAUUAUAAGUGUAUAGGAGGGCAAGAAACUCAUUUGGAAUGCCCUGCAGGACUUCAUUGGAGCAAAAAAAUUCAAAACUGUGAUUUUCCCCAAUACGCAGACUGCAGUACAUCUCCAGGUUCUUUGUGUCCAUACAACUCUACCCAUAUAAAUUAUUAUCCUGAUACUACCAAUUGCAGCAGGUACUAUAAAUGCAAAAACGGCCAACAACAGCUUCUGGAUUGUCCGGUAGGACUACAUUGGAGCAAAAUAGUUGGGAAUUGUGAUUUUCCGGAGUACGCAAACUGCGUGUUACCGAAUCUUGAAUGUCCAGCAAGUGGAUCAAAACAAAUCGUAUAUCCUGCAGACUGCAGCAAAUAUUAUCAAUGUGAAAAUGGAAAUAAGAAACUGAAAGAUUGCCCCGAAAGCUUGUUUUUCAACAUCAAUACUGGAUUAUGUGAUUUCAUUGACCGAACGAAUUGUCAGAGGCCAACAGCGAAACCAACGGCACCAACUCCCGCUACUACAAUAACGACACCAAAAACUACUACUACUACUGCCAAUCCACAUCCAGAUGAGGAUUGUCCGGCAAGUGGAUCAAAACAAAUCGCAUAUCCUGGUGACUGCAGCAAAUAUUAUCAAUGUGUAAAUGGAAACAAGGAACUGAAAGAUUGUCCCGAAAGCUUGUUCUUCAAUGUUAAUAGUGGUUUAUGUGAUUUUGUUGACCAAACCAAUUGUCGUAA
Messenger RNA from Leptinotarsa decemlineata (Colorado potato beetle), 799 nucleotides. RefSeq lists its product as uncharacterized. Gene Ontology annotation, cellular component: extracellular region. Gene Ontology annotation, molecular function: chitin binding. The record is from RefSeq and is a predicted model, not a curated record. Lineage: Eukaryota; Metazoa; Arthropoda; Insecta; Coleoptera; Chrysomelidae.